Molecule: messenger RNA, 1382 nt
Organism: Zea mays
Lineage: Eukaryota; Viridiplantae; Streptophyta; Magnoliopsida; Poales; Poaceae
Source: RefSeq, marked provisional
AAUUAACUAGUGCGUGGUCUGGUCUCCAUCUCGAUCAGAGAGCUCCGUCCGUCACUUUCCCCUCGUUCCAUUCAUGGAGAAUAUGCUCCACCUAGCCCCGUCGUCCCAGGCCCAGGCAUUGGCCUUGGACCGCUCCUCCGUCUUCUCGCGUGAGCACGUGCCGCCGGCCGUCUCCGCUGUCACCUCCCUGCCAGUUAUCGACAUGUCUCGCAGCCGCGACGAGGUCCGCCGCGCUAUCCUCGACGCCGGCAUGGAGUUCGGCUUCUUCCUGGUGGUGGAGCACGGCAUCCCAGAGGAGGUGAUGCGCGACAUGCUGGAGGUGUGCGAGGAGUUCUUCCAGCUGCCGGCGGCGAGCAAGGCGUACAUGUACUCGGAGGACAGUCAGAGACCCAACCGGAUCUUCUCCGGCACAACCUACGACACGGGCGGCGACAAGUACUGGCGGGACUGCCUCCGCCUCGCCUGCCCCUCGUCCUUCCCGGUCGGCAGCGGCACAAGGGACGACUGGCCGCACACGCCCCAGCGGCUGAGGGGUGUCGUGGAGCGUUUCACCGCUCUGACGAGAGGGCUGGGGGUGGAGCUGCUGCGGCUGCUGUCCGAGGCCAUGGGGAUCCGGCCCGACUACUUCGAGGGCGACAUCAGCGCCGGCGACGUGGUCCUCAACGUCAACCACUACCCUCCGUGCCCCAGCCCGGAGAAGACGCUCGGCCUGCCGCCACAUUGCGACCGCAACCUCAUCACCCUCCUCCUCCAAGGCUCCGUCUAUGGCCUCGACGUCGCCUACAGGGGAGAGUGGAUAAAGGUCGAGCCCAUGCCCGGUGCCUUGGUCGUCAACUUCGGCCAGCAACUCGAGGUGGUGACCAACGGAUUGCUGAAGAGCGUUGAGCACCGCGUGGUGACCAGCUCGACGCUGGCGCGGACGGCGGUGGCCACAUUCAUCAUGCCCACCCCAGACUGCCUCAUCGGCCCGUCAAAGGAGUUCCUCGCCGGGGACAAGCCACCGUGCUACCGCACCAUCAGGUUCGGUGACUUCAUGCGCAUGUACAACACUGUCAAGCUGGGGUCAUCCAUCAACCAGACUACAGAUCUUAAGAAUAUCCAGAAGAAGAUAUGAGCAUAUUUAUUUACCAGAGAGAUCGUCCGGCCAGCAGGGGUCCUCCAAGAUUUUAUUCCUUUAAUAAAACGUACGACGAGCAUAUUUAUGUCAAGCAAUAAAACGUACGACGGACAACUUUUAAAAAUAUUAUUAUUAAUCGGAGGCAGCAUGGACGCCAUUCCUUUAUGAGAUAUGCUAAAAAAACAAAUGUGCUGAAAUAUCUCAAAGAUGAGAGACAUGCAUGUGGCGAUAUAUGCUGUGGUAUAAUCUAAUCAUUAUUGUCGUU